Molecule: messenger RNA, 1158 nt
Organism: Medicago truncatula (barrel medic)
Lineage: Eukaryota; Viridiplantae; Streptophyta; Magnoliopsida; Fabales; Fabaceae
Product: epoxide hydrolase A
Exons: 3
Coding region: 10-978 (322 amino acids)
Molecular function (GO): catalytic activity
Source: RefSeq, a predicted model, not a curated record
UAGAAAGAGAUGGAGAAUGUAGAGCACAGAAUAGUAGAAGUAAAUGGCAUUAAAAUGCAUGUUGCAGAGAAAGGAGAAGGUCCAGUGGUGUUGAUGUUGCACGGUUUCCCUGAGCUAUGGUACUCUUGGCGCCAUCAGAUUCUGGAUUUGAGCUCCAAGGGUUACCGUGCAGUGGCCCCUGAUCUUCGGGGCUACGGUGACACUGAAGCUCCAGAAUCAGUGACCAACUACACCUGUUUUCACCUUGUGGGUGAUAUCAUUGCACUCAUUGACUCUCUAGGGGUGGACAAAGUGUACCUUGUCGGACAUGAUUGGGGUGCAAUCAUCGGUUGGUAUGUUUGCAUGUUCCGACCAGAAAGAGUCAAGGCCUAUGUUUGUCUUAGUGUUCCAUUCCGACCCUUCCUUGGAAGAGACCCCAAAAUCAACAACUAUGAUGCUUUUCAUGCCAAAUAUGGAGAUGACUACUAUGUGUGCAGAUUUCAGGAACCUGGAAAAGCGGAAGCCGAAUUGGCUGAAGUAGGCGUUGCCUAUUUUUUGCGUAACAUGAUGACAACGAGGAAACCCGGUCCUCCAAUUUUCCCAAAAGGAGAGUAUGGAACUGGAUUCAAUCCGGAUAUGCCAGAUAUCUUACCAUCUUGGCUUUCCGAAGAAGAUCUUGAUUAUUAUGUUACUAAAUUCAACAAAACUGGCUUCACUGGAGGGUUGAACUACUAUAGAAAUUUGAGCUUGAACUGGGAGCUAACAUCACCAUGGAGUGAAGUAGGAGUGGUGAAUGUACCGGUGAAGUACAUUACAGGUGAUUGUGGUUUGGUAUACACUACGCCGAGUAUGAAGGAAUAUAUCCUCGAUGGUGGUUUCAAGAAAGAUGUUCCAGGUUUGGAGGAAGUGGUUGUGCAGGAAGGGAUAGCACACUUCAACAACCAAGAAGCAGCACAAGACAUCAGCAAUCACAUUUAUGACUUUAUUCAGAAGUUCUGAUCCACAAGUACUUAAUGGUGGAACCGUUCUCGCUAAUUAAAGUUCAGUUGAAAGAAACUUUAAUAUUGGCAAGCUAUUUUAUAAAUGUUGAAUUUGUAAGUCCUUUGUUUGUUCUGAGCUUCAUUUGUGUACUCUUGUUUGUUCCAUCUAUUUAAUAAAAUAAAAGUUGUUCUCAGUUAA